Salvia hispanica is the source of this 944-nucleotide messenger RNA. Its product is annotated as beta-carotene isomerase D27. Gene Ontology annotation, molecular function: iron ion binding. The record is from RefSeq and is a predicted model, not a curated record. NCBI's taxonomy places the organism in Eukaryota, Viridiplantae, Streptophyta, Magnoliopsida, Lamiales, Lamiaceae.
AUAUAAAUUGUUGAAAUUAUGGAGGCAUAUUUCCCCAUUCUGAUUCGGCGAUGGCGUUUCUCGGCCACCCGCGCCCACUCAUCUCACUCCCUUCUUUCCACUCUCCUAAAGCCACCCACGCUAUUCUAAUUUCUCGCUUCUCCACUCGAUCCAAUUCUGUAGAAGCAGUUGAGUUGAAGACUUCAAGGAAAGAGUAUUCGCCUGGCGUGAUUGAUGAUGUCUUUUUGAACGUUUUUCGCACUAAAAUGGCUCAGGAGAUUGGUUGGGACUCUGAGAAACCUGGAUAUGAUGGAUUGAUUGAUGUUGCUCAUCGGAUAAUGGUUGGGCGAUCCAACUCUGAAGCCACAGAUGCUGCGGUGCGGAUAUUAAGAGCGUUGUUCCCUUCAUGGCUGUUAGAGCUCUACAAAAAGCUUGUUUCGCCAAUUGCUGGGGGAAAAGUCGCCUCUGUGAUGGUUGCAAGAGUGACCGCGAUUUCGUGUCAAUGGCUCAUGGGAACGUGUACUGUCAACUCUGUCGAGAUGCCAGAUGGAUCUUCAUGGCCUAGUGGGGUCUUCGUCGAGAAAUGCAAGUAUUUAGAGGAGAGCAAGUGCGUAGGUGUGUGUAUUAAUACUUGUAAACUCCCUACACAGACCUUCUUCAAGGAUUGUAUGGGAGUUCCUUUAGUGAUGGAGCCCAGCUUCAGCGACUAUAGCUGUCAGUUCAAAUUUGGGAUUAACCCUCCUCCACCGGAAGAUGAUACUGCACUCAAAGAGCCAUGCCUUCAAACAUGCCCUAAAGCUAUUCGACGGAUGGAGCUUAACAGUGCCAGUGCCAGUGCCACCGUUGUUUCAAAGUGUCCGAAGGCUUAGUAGCCACAGACAUGCUCAUAGUGCAUAUGAUGCAAACUGAAACACAUGUAUACAAUUCAACAUAUAUUUUUCCAAUAUCAAAUGAAAUUCAUCAAA